AUGCCGAUCAAGUCUGAGCAAAGCCGUGUCUCGUGGAGAAGCGACCCUAGGAUGGCACUCUAUCAUAAUAUUGAAGACUGCCAAGAGGUUUCUAGCCAAAGCUCUGAGAAAGAUGAACUGAAGGAGUUCCUCAACACUAUAGCUUAUAGUCCAGAAUUUCUCGACACUGCGGAUGUGCCUGCCUUCCUAGCGCAGCAGAUUGGUAAAACCCUCUUCUCAUUUCUCCUUCGACGCCCGGACGAGGUGCCUGAUAUUGACCAAUCGCCCUCGUCUAUUGGAAAUUAUAGGGAUUUCCAGCCUUCGGCAGCUAGGAGCGAAUAUACGGGAUAA
This is a messenger RNA of Parascedosporium putredinis, 330 nucleotides long. NCBI's taxonomy places the organism in Eukaryota, Fungi, Ascomycota, Sordariomycetes, Microascales, Microascaceae. The record is from the annotation of a GenBank genome assembly.